AUGAAGAAAGUGUUCACCGCCGAACAAAUUUCGGAUUGGUUCACUUCAGACACGACGUUUGCUAACGUUAAAAUCACAGAUGUGGAGGAGAGACAACUGGACGAACCAUCACCGAAAGAAUCCAGACCGUCAGAGGUUCCUGAUGAUGGCAGCCUGAAAAGUGUCAAAUCUGAUGGAGGUUUGUUCCAAAAACCAGAACCUGCAGGGAGCAAUGCUCCUCCUCCUCUUGCCAGCUACGAGUAUCCCAUCUUGCCCAUAACCAAAAACCGACAGGAGCUGAUUUCUCUCAUAGAAAACAACUCUGUAGUGAUCAUUCGUGGAGCCACAGGCAGUGGCAAGACCACCCAGCUGCCACAGUUCAUUCUGGACCACUACAAUGAGAAAAAUGCCGUAUGCAACAUUGUGGUCACCCAACCACGCAAAAUUGGGGCCAGCAGUAUUGCCCGAUGGGUUGCCACACAGCGAAAGUGCACCCUGGGUAGUCUGGUGGGAUAUCAGGUUGGACUGGAGAAGAUGGCUACUGAGCACACCCGCCUAAUCUACAUGACUACAGGAGUGCUACUGCAAAAACUGGUUCAAGCCAAGUGCCUUACAGAGUACUCCCACAUUUUCGUAGAUGAGGUUCAUGAGCGCACUGAGGAUAUGGAUUUUCUCCUGCUGGUUUUGAGAAUUCUUCUUCAUUACAACUCUCAUCAUGUCAAGAUCAUCCUCAUGUCAGCUACCAUUAAAUGCAGAGAGUUUGCUGAGUACUUUGGCACCCAAAUUCAGGGCAAGAUGAACCCGGCUUACGUGUUUGAAGUGGAGGGGACUCCUUACGCCAUUGAGGAGUUUUAUCUGGAUGACCUUCACAUCCCGUCUCCAGGCGGGGUUGAGGUGCCUCACAUCGACAAGCCUCACAUUUCAGUGGAGAUGUACAAUCUUGCCAUCAGUCUCAUCCAGAGCUUUGAUGAACUGGAGGGCAAAGAUUUCAGCAAAGCAUCCAAAGGAGGUGGCACAACCUCAUCAGAGCGGGGCAGUGUGCUAGUUUUUCUUCCUGGUUUACAUGAGAUAAACUACUUGCAGGAGGCCUUGACCAAGUUGGUCCACAAAAGACUGCAGGUUUAUCCUCUCCACUCCAGCAUUACUCUGGAGGAGCAGAAUGGCGUGUUUCUGUCACCUGUCCCUGGAUACAGGAAGGUCAUCCUCUCCACCAACAUCGCUGAGAGUUCUGUGACUGUUCCGGACGUCAAAUAUGUGAUUGACUUCUGCCUGGCCCGUCACCUGGUCUGUGACCAAGAUACAAAUUAUCAGUCUCUCCAUCUCACCUGGGCAUCUAAAACCAAUUGCAACCAGCGUCGAGGCAGGGCAGGUCGAGUGUCUAAGGGCUACUGUUACCGUCUUGUUACCAAAGAGUUCUGGAGGAAUGAAAUCCCAGAGUACAUGAUCCCUGGCAUGCUGCUUGCCCCGUUGGCCUCCAUCUUGUUGAGGGUGAAGUUGAUGGACAUGGGAGAUCCCUGCUCUGUCCUCUCCAAAGCCCUCUCACCCCCCAGACUCAGCGACAUCGUGAGAACGGUGCUCCAACUCAAAGAGAUGGGAGCGCUAUCUGUGAAAAGUGAUGGGAGGAGUCAAAAGGAUGAUGGUGAGCUAACGUUCCUGGGCCGAGUGCUGGCCCAUUUGCCCGUGGACCUGUACCUGGGGAAGAUGAUUGUCCUGGGCCACAUCUUCGGCUGCCUGGAGGAGUGCCUCAUCAUAGCUGCCUCGCACUCUCUGAAGAGUUUUUUUGCCAUACCGUCCAUGCAGCAGCUUGCUGGCCACAGGACCAAGUUGGCCUUUGCCCGUGGCAUACCAAGUGAUUCUAUCGCUUUUGUCAAUGCCUUCAAGGCAUGGCACUCGGCCAAAAAGAAAGGACAGCUGAGACACCCAAAGGACGAGUUGGACUGGGGCAAAGAGAACCUCAUUCAGAUCAGGAGGAUCAGGGAGGUUGCAGAGCUGUACGAGGACCUGAAGAAUCGUGUGUCCCAGUUCAACAUGUUUGUGUCGGAGAACACAGAACCCUCGGAUUACACCAGCUCGCACAGGCAGAAGUUCAUCCUUCAGGUGGUCAUUGCUGGUGCCUACUACCCCAACUACUUUGUCCAGGGGGAAAUAGAUGAAGACCUGGCCUCCAAAGAUUUGAGUGGCUUCAACCCCGGAACAACAGUGAUUGUGAGAAGCCUCCCUCCAUUCAGUUUCCUGUAUUACAAGCAGCUGCAGUCUCUGUUCCGCAUGUGUGGACAGGUCAAAGCCAUUUCCUUUGAGAGCUCCAGAGCAUAUGUGGAGUUCUACAGGACAUCCCAAGACCCGGGUGUGCUGCCCGAGGUGUCCCUUGCCCUCCUCCUGGCACAGCAGAAUCAUCCUCUGCAGCUGUCUGUCUACCCAAUCGACCAAAUAGAAGUCAGUGCUGGGAACAGAAACAUAGCUCACAUGAAAUAUGCACGGGUGAAUGUAGACUUCCAAAGCCAGUCCGUCUGCCCUGUGGGAGUGGUGAGCAGCAUCAUUGACCCCGACAAGCUACCCCCCAACCGUUCUUUUUUGGUCAACAUCACAGAGGUGGUGGACGUUGGUAAUUUCCUGGGUUUCCAGGCAGAUGAAGCAAGCCUGAAGAAGUUGCGCCAUCUGACAGCAGAGAUAAACGAACGUGUGCUGCAUCCCGUAACUGUGUCACUGUAUCCCAACCUGCUGUGUCUGGCUCCUUACUCUGAGGUCAGUGACGUAAGCUUGUACUACCGCGCCAAGAUCCUGCAUUUGCGUAGCAACACAGUGGAGGUUUUCUUCGUGGACUUUGGCAACACAGCGGUUGUCGCCUGCAGCAGCCUCCGAGAGCUCCCUUCUAACCUCCUGUCUCACCCAUUCCAGGCUCGGGAGUUCCAAAUCACUGGAAUGCGUCCUUCAGCCCAGUCCAUCAUCCUGGGGAACAAGUGGAGCAGCCAAGCCCGCGACCGUUUCAUCGCCCUGGUGAAGGGCCGUUCACUUGUUGUGUCGCUGUACUCCAUCCUGCAUGGUGUCAUGCGUGUGCAGCUGCUCAUCAACACAGAGACAGCAAGCACCAGUGUGGUAGACAUAUUGGUGGAGGAAGGACAUGCUGUGAAGGCUGAAGAGAGCUUCAAUUCCAAGCAAAACCAUGAGGUGCUGAUGUCACUGUACAGGGACAUGGAAAUGGGUACAUAUGUCCCCAACGCUGUCAGCGGCUUCUGGAAAGAUUGCAAGGAAAAGGAGAAGCAACUCAUUGACGACAUGCUUGCCCACUUUUCCAAGAGCCAACAGUCCUAUUCCAAGACAAAGGUUCACCUGCAUGGACCAAAUAGUCCAAAUAAGAUGAGCGUCCACAGCUUGAGCCGCAAGAUUCUCUAUAAGGCGGUGUGUAUUGACAGGCACAGCAUGAACUCCUUGGCCCUGAAUGAAAACCCUCACUACAAACAUCAGAGGAUGCUGGUGGCUGGGAAUGUGUCAGUCAACCCCACAGGGACGCAUAUUUUGCUGAGAGACACCACCCUCAUGCCGGACAUCCCUGGCCUGCCUUCUAUCGUCACCAUGCUCUUCACCCCCAUCAUGGAGUUACGCACUAAUGAAGAGAGAAACAGCUACACUGGCGCCCUCUGUGGUUUGGGCUGGAACAGGCAGUCCCAGGAGGGCAUCCUACCUGAGCACGACAUCGAACUCAUCUUCGACGUCAAAUUUGAUGUUGAAGACAUCACUGAGAUAAAUGCUUUGCGAGUGGCUAUAAACCGUCUGGUGUGUGAGGGCCUGGCUGGUACUUUGCCUCUGAGGCCUGACAAGAUCCACCACCUGCAGGAGGACUGCCGGGACCGUCUCACAAGACUGUUCACCAAGUCACCACCACGGGAAGCUGUCCCUUCAGUGUACUACGAUAAACCCAAGGAAUGGAACCAGGUGGAUCCUGCUCUGAAGAUGAAUAUUGUUGAUUCAGAGGGUAGAAAGACCAGAGGUGCUCUCUUCCAGCUACAUCCCAUCAUUCUCCUCAACAGCUAAAAGUCAUGCAAAAAGUCACACACAGGCAUUUGUGUUGAAA
Messenger RNA from Chelmon rostratus (copperband butterflyfish), 4048 nucleotides. It is a transcript of the gene tdrd9, whose product is annotated as tudor domain containing 9. Lineage: Eukaryota; Metazoa; Chordata; Actinopteri; Chaetodontiformes; Chaetodontidae. The record is from RefSeq and is a predicted model, not a curated record. Gene Ontology annotation, cellular component: intracellular anatomical structure. Gene Ontology annotation, molecular function: ATP binding; RNA binding. The transcript is spliced from 35 exons. The coding region runs from base 1 to 4008 and encodes 1335 amino acids.